Messenger RNA from Cylicocyclus nassatus, 20805 nucleotides. The record is from the annotation of a GenBank genome assembly. Lineage: Eukaryota; Metazoa; Nematoda; Chromadorea; Rhabditida; Strongylidae.
AUGGAGUGUCAAGGCCUACGAAGGAGUGUCAAGGCUCACGAAGGAGUGUCAAGGCUCACAAAGGAGUGUCAAGGCCUACGAGGGAGUGUCAAGGCUCACGAAGGAGUGUCAAGGCCUACGAAGGAGUGUCAAGGCUCACGAAGGAGUGUCAAGGCUCACGAAGGAGUGUCAAGGCCUACGAAGGAGUGUCAAGGCUCACGAAGGAGUGUCAAGGCUCACGAAGGAGUGUCAAGGCUCACGAAGGAGCGUCAAGGCCUACGCAGGAGUGUCAAGGCUCACGAAGGAGUGUCAAGGCUCACGAAGGAGUGUCAAGGCUCACGAAGGAGUGUCAAGGCUCACGAAGGAGUGUCAAGGCCUACGAAGGAGUGCCAAGGCUCACGAAGGAGUGUCAAGGCUCACGAAGGAGUGUCAAGGCCUACGAAGGAGUGUCAAGGCCUACGAAGGAGUGUCAAGGCUCACGAAGGAGUGUCAAGGCCUACGAAGGAGUGUCAAGGCUCACGAAGGAGUGUCAAGGCCUACGAAGGAGUGUCAAGGCCUACGAAGGAGUGUCAAGGCUCACGAAGGAGUGUCAAGGCUCACGAAGGAGUGUCAAUGCUCACGAAAGAGUGUCAAGGCUCACGAAGGAGUGUCAAGGCCUACGAAGGAGUGUCAAGGCUCACGAAGGAGUGUCAAGGCUCACGAAGGAGUGUCAAGGCCUACGAAGGAGUGUCAAGGCCUACGAAGGAGUGUCAAGGCUCACGAAGGAGUGUCAAGGCCUACGAAGGAGUGUCAAGGCUCACGAAGGAGUGUCAAGGCUCACGAAGGAGUGUCAAGGCCUACGAAGGAGAGUCAAGGCCUACGAAGGAGUGUCAAGGCUCACGAAGGAGUGUCAAGGCCUACGAAGGGGUGUCAAGGCUCACGAAGGAGUGUCAAGGCCUACGAAGGAGUGUCAAGGCUCACGAAGGAGUGUCAAGGCUCACGAAGGAGUGUCAAUGCUCACGAAAGAGUGUCAAGGCCUACGAAGGAGUGUCAAGGCUCACGAAGGAGUGUCAAGGCUCACGAAGGAGUGUCAAGGCUCACGAAAGAGUGUCAAGGCUCACGAAGGAGUGUCAAGGCCUACGAAGGAGUGUCAAGGCCUACGAAGGAGUGUCAAGGCUCACGAAGGAGUGUCAAGGCUCACGAAGGAGUGUCAAUGCUCACGAAAGAGUGUCAAGGCCUACGAAGGAGUGUCAAGGCUCACGAAGGAGUGUCAAGGCUUACGAAGGAGUGUCAAGGCCUACGAAGGAGUGUCAAGGCUCACGAAGGAGUGUCAAGGCCUACGAAGGAGUGUCAAGGCUCACGAAGGAGUGUCAAGGCCUACGAAGGAGUGUCAAGGCUCACGAAGGAGCGUCAAGGCCUACGAAGGAGUGUCAAAGCUCACGAAGGAGUGUCAAGGCCUACGAAGGAGUGUCAAGGCUCACGAAGGAGUGUCAAGGCCUACGAAGGAGUGUCAAGGCUCACGAAGGAGUGUCAAGGCUCACGAAGGAGUGUCAAGGCCUACGAAGGAGAGUCAAGGCCUACGAAGGAGUGUCAAGGCUCACGAAGGAGUGUCAAGGCCUACGAAGGGGUGUCAAGGCUCACGAAGGAGUGUCAAGGCCUACGAAGGAGUGUCAAGGCUCACGAAGGAGUGUCAAGGCUCACGAAGGAGUGUCAAUGCUCACGAAAGAGUGUCAAGGCCUACGAAGGAGUGUCAAGGCUCACGUAGGAGUGUCAUGGCUCACGAAGGAGUGUCAAGGCUCACGAAAGAGUGUCAAGGCCUACGAAGGAGAGUCAAGGCCUACGAAGGAGUGUCAAGGCUCACGAAGGAGUGUCAAGGCCUACGAAGGAGUGUCAAGGCUCACGAAGGAGUGUCAAGGCUCACGAAGGAGUGUCAAGGCUCACGAAAGAGUGUCAAGGCCUACGAAGGAGAGUCAAGGCCUACGAAGGAGUGUCAAGGCUCACGAAGGAGUGUCAAGGCCUACGAAGGAGUGUCAAGGCUCACGAAGGAGUGUCAAGGCCUACGAAGGAGUGUCAAGGCUCACGAAGGAGUGUCAAGGCCUACGAAGGAGUGUCAAGGCUCACGAAGGAGUGUCAAGGCCUACGAAGGAGUGUCAAGGCUCACGAAGGAGUGUCAAGGCUCACGAAGGAGUGUCAAUGCUCACGAAAGAGUGUCAAGGCCUACGAAGGAGUGUCAAGGCUCACGUAGGAGUGUCAUGGCUCACGAAGGAGUGUCAAGGCUCACGAAAGAGUGUCAAGGCUCACGAAGGAGUGUCAAGGCUCACGAAAGAGUGUCAAGGCCUACGAAGGAGAGUCAAGGCCUACGAAGGAGUGUCAAGGCUCACGAAGGAGUGUCAAGGCCUACGAAGGAGUGUCAAGGCUCACGAAGGAGUGUCAAGGCCUACGAAGGAGUGUCAAGGCUCACGAAGGAGUGUCAAGGCCUACGAAGGAGUGUCAAGGCUCACGAAGGAGUGUCAAGGCCUACGAAGGAGUGUCAAGGCCUACGAAGGAGUGUCAAGGCUCACGAAGGAGUGUCAAGGCUCACGAAGGAGUGUCAAUGCUCACGAAAGAGUGUCAAGGCCUACGAAGGAGUGUCAAGGCUCACGAAGGAGUGUCAAGGCUCACGAAGGAGUGUCAAGGCCUACGAAGGAGUGUCAAGGCUCACGAAGGAGUGUCAAGGCCUACGAAGGAGUGUCAAGGCUCACGAAGGAGUGUCAAGGCCUACGAAGGAGUGUCAAGGCUCACGAAGGAGUGUCAAGGCCUACGAAGGAGUGUCAAGGCUCACGAAGGAGUGUCAAGGCCUACGAAGGAGUGUCAAGGCUCACGAAGGAGUGUCAAGGCCUACGAAGGAGUGUCAAGGCUCACGAAGGAGUGUCAAGGCUCACGAAGGAGUGUCAAGGCCUACGAAGGAGAGUCAAGGCCUACGAAGGAGUGUCAAGGUUCACGAAGGAGUGUCAAGGCCUACGAAGGAGUGUCAAGGUUCACGAAGGAGUGUCAAGGCCUACGAAGGAGUGUCAAGGCUCACGAAGGAGUGUCAAGGCUCACGAAGGAGUGUCAAGGUUCACGAAGGAGUGUCAAGGCCUACGAAGGAGUGUCAAGGCUCACGAAGGAGUGUCAAGGCCUACGAAGGAGUGUCAAGGCUCACGAAGGAGUGUCAAGGCCUACGAAGGAGUGUCAAGGCUCACGAAGGAGUGUCAAGGCUCACGAAGGAGUGUCAAUGCUCACGAAAGAGUGUCAAGGCCUACGAAGGAGUGUCAAGGCUCACGAAGGAGUGUCAAGGCCUACGAAGGAGUGUCAAGGCUCACGAAGGAGUGUCAAGGCUCACGAAGGAGUGUCAAGGCUCACGAAAGAGUGUCAAGGCCUACGAAGGAGAGUCAAGGCCUACGAAGGAGUGUCAAGGCUCACGAAGGAGUGUCAAGGCCUACGAAGGAGUGUCAAGGCUCACGAAGGAGUGUCAAGGCCUACGAAGGAGUGUCAAGGCUCACGAAGGAGUGUCAAGGCCUACGAAGGAGUGUCAAGGCUCACGAAGGAGUGUCAAGGCCUACGAAGGAGUGUCAAGGCCUACGAAGGAGUGUCAAGGCUCACGAAGGAGUGUCAAGGCCUACGAAGGAGUGUCAAAGCUCACGAAGGAGUGUCAAGGCCUACGAAGGAGUGUCAAGGCUCACGAAGGAGUGUCAAGGCCUACGAAGGAGUGUCAAGGCUCACGAAGGAGUGUCAAGGCUCACGAAGGAGUGUCAAGGCCUACGAAGGAGAGUCAAGGCCUACGAAGGAGUGUCAAGGCUCACGAAGGAGUGUCAAGGCCUACGAAGGGGUGUCAAGGCUCACGAAGGAGUGUCAAGGCCUACGAAGGAGUGUCAAGGCUCACGAAGGAGUGUCAAGGCUCACGAAGGAGUGUCAAUGCUCACGAAAGAGUGUCAAGGCCUACGAAGGAGUGUCAAGGCUCACGAAAGAGUGUCAAGGCUCACGAAGGAGUGUCAAGGCUCACGAAAGAGUGUCAAGGCCUACGAAGGAGAGUCAAGGCCUACGAAGGAGUGUCAAGGCUCACGAAGGAGUGUCAAGGCCUACGAAGGAGUGUCAAGGCUCACGAAGGAGUGUCAAGGCCUACGAAGGAGUGUCAAGGCUCACGAAGGAGUGUCAAGGCCUACGAAGGAGUGUCAAGGCCUACGAAGGAGUGUCAAGGCUCACGAAGGAGUGUCAAGGCUUACGAAGGAGUGUCAAGGCCUACGAAGGAGUGUCAAGGCUCACGAAGGAGUGUCAAGGCUCACGAAGGAGUGUCAAGGCUCACGAAAGAGUGUCAAGGCCUACGAAGGAGAGUCAAGGCCUACGAAGGAGUGUCAAGGCUCACGAAGGAGUGUCAAGGCCUACGAAGGAGUGUCAAGGCUCACGAAGGAGUGUCAAGGCCUACGAAGGAGUGUCAAGGCUCACGAAGGAGUGUCAAGGGCUACGAAGGAGUGUCAAGGCUCACGAAGGAGUGUCAAGGCCUACGAAGGAGUGUCAAGGCCUACGAAGGAGUGUCAAGGCCUACGAAGGAGUGUCAAGGCUCACGAAGGAGUGUCAAGGCCUACGAAGGAGUGUCAAAGCUCACGAAGGAGUGUCAAGGCCUACGAAGGAGUGUCAAGGCCUACGAAGGAGUGUCAAGGCUCACGAAGGAGUGUCAAGGCCUACGAAGGAGUGUCAAGGCUCACGAAGGAGUGUCAAUGCUCACGAAAGAGUGUCAAGGCCUACGAAGGAGUGUCAAGGCUCACGAAGGAGUGUCAAGGCUUACGAAGGAGUGUCAAGGCCUACGAAGGAGUGUCAAGGCUCACGAAGGAGUGUCAAGGCCUACGAAGGAGUGUCAAGGCUCACGAAGGAGUGUCAAGGCCUACGAAGGAGUGUCAAGGCUCACGAAGGAGCGUCAAGGCCUACGAAGGAGUGUCAAAGCUCACGAAGGAGUGUCAAGGCCUACGAAGGAGUGUCAAGGCUCACGAAGGAGUGUCAAGGCCUACGAAGGAGUGUCAAGGCUCACGAAGGAGUGUCAAGGCUCACGAAGGAGUGUCAAGGCCUACGAAGGAGAGUCAAGGCCUACGAAGGAGUGUCAAGGCUCACGAAGGAGUGUCAAGGCCUACGAAGGGGUGUCAAGGCUCACGAAGGAGUGUCAAGGCCUACGAAGGAGUGUCAAGGCUCACGAAGGAGUGUCAAGGCUCACGAAGGAGUGUCAAUGCUCACGAAAGAGUGUCAAGGCCUACGAAGGAGUGUCAAGGCUCACGUAGGAGUGUCAUGGCUCACGAAGGAGUGUCAAGGCUCACGAAAGAGUGUCAAGGCCUACGAAGGAGAGUCAAGGCCUACGAAGGAGUGUCAAGGCUCACGAAGGAGUGUCAAGGCCUACGAAGGAGUGUCAAGGCUCACGAAGGAGUGUCAAGGCUCACGAAGGAGUGUCAAGGCUCACGAAAGAGUGUCAAGGCCUACGAAGGAGAGUCAAGGCCUACGAAGGAGUGUCAAGGCUCACGAAGGAGUGUCAAGGCCUACGAAGGAGUGUCAAGGCUCACGAAGGAGUGUCAAGGCCUACGAAGGAGUGUCAAGGCUCACGAAGGAGUGUCAAGGCCUACGAAGGAGUGUCAAGGCUCACGAAGGAGUGUCAAGGCCUACGAAGGAGUGUCAAGGCUCACGAAGGAGUGUCAAGGCUCACGAAGGAGUGUCAAUGCUCACGAAAGAGUGUCAAGGCCUACGAAGGAGUGUCAAGGCUCACGUAGGAGUGUCAUGGCUCACGAAGGAGUGUCAAGGCUCACGAAAGAGUGUCAAGGCUCACGAAGGAGUGUCAAGGCUCACGAAAGAGUGUCAAGGCCUACGAAGGAGAGUCAAGGCCUACGAAGGAGUGUCAAGGCUCACGAAGGAGUGUCAAGGCCUACGAAGGAGUGUCAAGGCUCACGAAGGAGUGUCAAGGCCUACGAAGGAGUGUCAAGGCUCACGAAGGAGUGUCAAGGCCUACGAAGGAGUGUCAAGGCUCACGAAGGAGUGUCAAGGCCUACGAAGGAGUGUCAAGGCCUACGAAGGAGUGUCAAGGCUCACGAAGGAGUGUCAAGGCUCACGAAGGAGUGUCAAUGCUCACGAAAGAGUGUCAAGGCCUACGAAGGAGUGUCAAGGCUCACGAAGGAGUGUCAAGGCUCACGAAGGAGUGUCAAGGCCUACGAAGGAGUGUCAAGGCUCACGAAGGAGUGUCAAGGCCUACGAAGGAGUGUCAAGGCUCACGAAGGAGUGUCAAGGCCUACGAAGGAGUGUCAAGGCUCACGAAGGAGUGUCAAGGCCUACGAAGGAGUGUCAAGGCUCACGAAGGAGUGUCAAGGCCUACGAAGGAGUGUCAAGGCCUACGAAGGAGUGUCAAGGCUCACGAAGGAGUGUCAAGGCUCACGAAGGAGUGUCAAGGCCUACGAAGGAGAGUCAAGGCCUACGAAGGAGUGUCAAGGCCUACGAAGGGGUGUCAAGGCUCACGAAGGAGUGUCAAGGCCUACGAAGGAGUGUCAAGGCUCACGAAGGAGUGUCAAGGCUCACGAAGGAGUGUCAAUGCUCACGAAAGAGUGUCAAGGCCUACGAAGGAGUGUCAAGGCUCACGAAGGAGUGUCAAGGCUCACGAAGGAGUGUCAAGGCUCACGAAAGAGUGUCAAGGCUCACGAAGGAGUGUCAAGGCCUACGAAGGAGUGUCAAGGCCUACGAAGGAGUGUCAAGGCUCACGAAGGAGUGUCAAGGCCUACGAAGGAGUGUCAAGGCUCACGAAGGAGUGUCAAGGCUCACGAAGGAGUGUCAAUGCUCACGAAAGAGUGUCAAGGCCUACGAAGGAGUGUCAAGGCUCACGAAGGAGUGUCAAGGCUCACGAAGGAGUGUCAAGGCCUACGAAGGAGUGUCAAGGCUCACGAAGGAGUGUCAAGGCCUACGAAGGAGUGUCAAGGCUCACGAAGGAGUGUCAAGGCCUACGAAGGAGUGUCAAGGCUCACGAAGGAGUGUCAAGGCCUACGAAGGAGUGUCAAGGCCUACGAAGGAGUGUCAAGGCUCACGAAGGAGUGUCAAGGCUCACGAAGGAGUGUCAAGGCCUACGAAGGAGAGUCAAGGCCUACGAAGGAGUGUCAAGGCCUACGAAGGGGUGUCAAGGCUCACGAAGGAGUGUCAAGGCCUACGAAGGAGUGUCAAGGCUCACGAAGGAGUGUCAAGGCUCACGAAGGAGUGUCAAUGCUCACGAAAGAGUGUCAAGGCCUACGAAGGAGUGUCAAGGCUCACGAAGGAGUGUCAAGGCUCACGAAGGAGUGUCAAGGCUCACGAAAGAGUGUCAAGGCUCACGAAGGAGUGUCAAGGCCUACGAAGGAGUGUCAAGGCCUACGAAGGAGUGUCAAGGCUCACGAAGGAGUGUCAAGGCUCACGAAGGAGUGUCAAUGCUCACGAAAGAGUGUCAAGGCCUACGAAGGAGUGUCAAGGCUCACGAAGGAGUGUCAAGGCUUACGAAGGAGUGUCAAGGCCUACGAAGGAGUGUCAAGGCUCACGAAGGAGUGUCAAGGCCUACGAAGGAGUGUCAAGGCUCACGAAGGAGUGUCAAGGCCUACGAAGGAGUGUCAAGGCUCACGAAGGAGUGUCAAGGCCUACGAAGGAGUGUCAAAGCUCACGAAGGAGUGUCAAGGCCUACGAAGGAGUGUCAAGGCUCACGAAGGAGUGUCAAGGCCUACGAAGGAGUGUCAAGGCUCACGAAGGAGUGUCAAGGCUCACGAAGGAGUGUCAAGGCCUACGAAGGAGAGUCAAGGCCUACGAAGGAGUGUCAAGGCUCACGAAGGAGUGUCAAGGCCUACGAAGGGGUGUCAAGGCUCACGAAGGAGUGUCAAGGCCUACGAAGGAGUGUCAAGGCUCACGAAGGAGUGUCAAGGCUCACGAAGGAGUGUCAAUGCUCACGAAAGAUUGUCAAGGCCUACGAAGGAGUGUCAAGGCUCACGAAGGAGUGUCAAGGCUCACGAAGGAGUGCCAAGGCUCACGAAAGAGUGUCAAGGCCUACGAAGGAGAGUCAAGGCCUACGAAGGAGUGUCAAGGCUCACGAAGGAGUGUCAAGGCCUACGAAGGAGUGUCAAGGCUCACGAAGGAGUGUCAAGGCCUACGAAGGAGUGUCAAGGCUCACGAAGGAGUGUCAAGGCCUACGAAGGAGUGUCAAGGCUCACGAAGGAGUGUCAAGGCUCACGAAGGAGUGUCAAGGCCUACGAAGGAGUGUCAAGGCUCACGAAGGAGUGUCAAGGCCUACGAAGGAGUGUCAAGGCUCACGAAGGAGUGUCAAGGCCUACGAAGGAGUGUCAAGGCUCACGAAGGAGUGUCAAGGCCUACGAAGGAGUGUCAAGGCUCACGAAGGAGUGUCAAGGCCUACGAAGGAGUGUCAAGGCUCACGAAGGAGUGUCAAGGCCUACGAAGGAGUGUCAAGGCUCACGAAGGAGUGUCAAGGCUCACGAAGGAGUGUCAAGGCCUACGAAGGAGAGUCAAGGCCUACGAAGGAGUGUCAAGGCUCACGAAGGAGUGUCAAGGCCUACGAAGGAGUGUCAAGGCUCACGAAGGAGUGUCAAGGCCUACGAAGGAGUGUCAAGGCUCACGAAGGAGUGUCAAGGCUCACGAAGGAGUGUCAAUGCUCACGAAAGAGUGUCAAGGCCUACGAAGGAGUGUCAAGGCUCACGAAGGAGUGUCAAGGCCUACGAAGGAGUGUCAAGGCUCACGAAAGAGUGUCAAGGCCUACGAAGGAGAGUCAAGGCCUACGAAGGAGUGUCAAGGCUCACGAAGGAGUGUCAAGGCCUACGAAGGAGUGUCAAGGCUCACGAAGGAGUGUUAAGGCUCACGAAGGAGUGUCAAGGCCUACGAAGGAGUGUCAAGGCUCACGAAGGAGUGUCAAGGCUCACGAAGGAGUGUCAAUGCUCACGAAAGAGUGUCAAGGCCUACGAAGGAGUGUCAAGGCUCACGAAGGAGUGUCAAGGCUCACGAAGGAGUGCCAAGGCUCACGAAAGAGUGUCAAGGCCUACGAAGGAGAGUCAAGGCCUACGAAGGAGUGUCAAGGCUCACGAAGGAGUGUCAAGGCCUACGAAGGAGUGUCAAGGCUCACGAAGGAGUGUCAAGGCCUACGAAGGAGUGUCAAGGCUCACGAAGGAGUGUCAAGGCCUACGAAGGAGUGUCAAGGCUCACGAAGGAGUGUCAAGGCCUACGAAGGAGUGUCAAGGCCUACGAAGGAGUGUCAAGGCUCACGAAGGAGUGUCAAGGCUCACGAAGGAGUGUCAAUGCUCACGAAAGAGUGUCAAGGCCUACGAAGGAGUGUCAAGGCUCACGAAGGAGUGUCAAGGCUCACGAAGGAGUGUCAAGGCCUACGAAGGAGUGUCAAGGCUCACGAAGGAGUGUCAAGGCCUACGAAGGAGUGUCAAAACUCACGAAGGAGUGUCAAGGCCUACGAAGGAGUGUCAAGGCUCACGAAGGAGUGUCAAGGCCUACGAAGGAGUGUCAAGGCUCACGAAGGAGUGUCAAGGCCUACGAAGGAGUGUCAAGGCUCACGAAGGAGUGUCAAGGCCUACGAAGGAGUGUCAAGGCUCACGAAGGAGUGUCAAGGCUCACGAAGGAGUGUCAAGGCCUACGAAGGAGAGUCAAGGCCUACGAAGGAGUGUCAAGGCUCACGAAGGAGUGUCAAGGCCUACGAAGGAGUGUCAAGGCUCACGAAGGAGUGUCAAGGCCUACGAAGGAGUGUCAAGGCUCACGAAGGAGUGUCAAGGCUCACGAAGGAGUGUCAAUGCUCACGAAAGAGUGUCAAGGCCUACGAAGGAGUGUCAAGGCUCACGAAGGAGUGUCAAGGCCUACGAAGGAGUGUCAAGGCUCACGAAGGAGUGUCAAGGCUCACGAAGGAGUGUCAAGGCUCACGAAAGAGUGUCAAGGCCUACGAAGGAGAGUCAAGGCCUACGAAGGAGUGUCAAGGCUCACGAAGGAGUGUCAAGGCCUACGAAGGAGUGUCAAGGCUCACGAAGGAGUGUUAAGGCUCACGAAGGAGUGUCAAGGCCUACGAAGGAGUGCUCACGAUGGAGUGUCAAGGCCUACGAAGGAGUGUCAAGGCUCACGAAGGAGUGUCAAGGCUCACAAAGGAGUGUCAAGGCCUACGAGGGAGUGUCAAGGCUCACGAAGGAGUGUCAAGGCCUACGAAGGAGUGUCAAGGCUCACGAAGGAGUGUCAAGGCUCACGAAGGAGUGUCAAGGCCUACGAAGGAGUGUCAAGGCUCACGAAGGAGUGUCAAGGCUCACGAAGGAGUGUCAAGGCUCACGAAGGAGCGUCAAGGCCUACGCAGGAGUGUCAAGGCUCACGAAGGAGUGUCAAGGCUCACGAAGGAGUGUCAAGGCUCACGAAGGAGUGUCAAGGCUCACGAAGGAAGGCUCACGAAGGAGUGUCAAUGCUCACGAAAGAGUGUCAAGGCCUACGAAGGAGUGUCAAGGCUCACGAAGGAGUGUCAAGGCUCACGAAGGAGUGUCAAGGCCUACGAAGGAGUGUCAAGGCUCACGAAGGAGUGUCAAGGCCUACGAAGGAGUGUCAAGGCUCACGAAGGAGUGUCAAGGCCUACGAAGGAGUGUCAAGGCUCACGAAGGAGUGUCAAGGCCUACGAAGGAGUGUCAAGGCUCACGAAGGAGUGUCAAGGCCUACGAAGGAGUGUCAAGGCUCACGAAGGAGUGUCAAGGCCUACGAAGGAGUGUCAAGGCUCACGAAGGAGUGUCAAGGCUCACGAAGGAGUGUCAAGGCCUACGAAGGAGUGUCAAGGCUCACGAAGGAGUGUCAAGGCUCACGAAGGAGUGUCAAGGCCUACGAAGGAGUGUCAAGGCUCACGAAGGAGUGUCAAGGCCUACGAAGGAGUGUCAAGGCUCACGAAGGAGUGUCAAGGCUCACGAAGGAGUGUCAAUGCUCACGAAAGAGUGUCAAGGCCUACGAAGGAGUGUCAAGGCUCACGAAGGAGUGUCAAGGCCUACGAAGGAGUGUCAAGGCUCACGAAGGAGUGUCAAGGCUCACGAAGGAGUGUCAAGGCUCACGAAAGAGUGUCAAGGCCUACGAAGGAGAGUCAAGGCCUACGAAGGAGUGUCAAGGCUCACGAAGGAGUGUCAAGGCCUACGAAGGAGUGUCAAGGCUCACGAAGGAGUGUUAAGGCUCACGAAGGAGUGUCAAGGCCUACGAAGGAGUGUCAAGGCUCACGAAGGAGUGUCAAGGCUCACGAUGGAGUGUCAAGGCCUACGAAGGAGUGUCAAGGCUCACGAUGGAGUGUCAAGGCUCACAAAGGAGUGUCAAGGCCUACGAGGGAGUGUCAAGGCCUACGAAGGAGUGUCAAUGCUCACGAAAGAGUGUCAAGGCUCACGAAAGAGUGUCAAGGCUCACGAAGGAGAGUCAAGGCCUACGAAGGAGUGUCAAGGCUCACGAAGGAGUGUCAAGGCUCACGAAGGAGUGUCAAGGCUCACGAAGGAGCGUCAAGGCCUACGAAGGAGUGUCAAGGCUCACGAAGGAGUGUCAAGGCCUACGAAGGAGUGUCAAGGCUCACGAAGGAGUGUCAAGGCUCACGAAGGAGUGUCAAGGCCUACGAAGGAGUGUCAAGGCCUACGAAGGAGUGUCAAGGCUCACGAAGGAGUGUCAAGGCCUACGAAGGAGUGUCAAGGCUCACGAAGGAGUGUCAAGGCCUACGAAGGAGUGUCAAGGCUCACGAAGGAGUGUCAAGGCCUACGAAGGAGUGUCAAGGCUCACGAAGGAGUGUCAAGGCCUACGAAGGAGUGUCAAGGCUCACGAAGGAGUGUCAAGGCCUACGAAGGAGUGUCAAGGCUCACGAAGGAGUGUCAAGGCUCACGAAGGAGUGUCAAGGCCUACGAAGGAGAGUCAAGGCCUACGAAGGAGUGUCAAGGCUCACGAAGGAGUGUCAAGGCUCACGAAGGAGUGUCAAGGCUCACGAAGGAGUGUCAAUGCUCACGAAAGAGUGUCAAGGCUCACGAAAGAGUGUCAAGGCCUACGAAGGAGAGUCAAGGCCUACGAAGGAGUGUCAAGGCUCACGAAGGAGUGUCAAGGCCUACGAAGGAGUGUCAAGGCUCACGAAGGAGUGUCAAGGCCUACGAAGGAGUGUCAAGGCUCACGAAGGAGUGUCAAGGCCUACGAAGGAGUGUCAAGGCUCACGAAGGAGUGUCAAGGCCUACGAAGGAGUGUCAAGGCCUACGAAGGAGUGUCAAGGCCUACGAAGGAGUGUCAAGGCUCACGAAGGAGUGUCAAGGCCUACGAAGGAGUGUCAAGGCUCACGAAGGAGUGUCAAGGCCUACGAAGGAGUGUCAAGGCUCACGAAGGAGUGUCAAGGCCUACGAAGGAGUGUCAAGGCUCACGAAGGAGUGUCAAGGCCUACGAAGGAGUGUCAAGGCUCACGAAGGAGUGUCAAGGCCUACGAAGGAGUGUCAAGGCUCACGAAGGAGUGUCAAGGCUCACGAAGGAGUGUCAAGGCCUACGAAGGAGAGUCAAGGCCUACGAAGGAGUGUCAAGGCUCACGAAGGAGUGUCAAGGCCUACGAAGGAGUGUCAAGGCUCACGAAGGAGUGUCAAGGCCUACGAAGGAGUGUCAAGGCCUACGAAGGAGUGUCAAGGCUCACGAAGGAGUGUCAAGGCCUACAAAGGAGUGUCAAGGCUCACGAAGGAGUGUCAAGGCCUACGAAGGAGUGUCAAGGCUCACGAAGGAGUGUCAAGGCUCACGAAGGAGUGUCAAGGCUCACGAAAGAGUGUCAAGGCCUACGAAGGAGAGUCAAGGCCUACGAAGGAGUGUCAAGGCUCACGAAGGAGUGUCAAGGCCUACGAAGGAGUGUCAAGGCUCACGAAGGAGUGUCAAGGCCUACGAAGGAGUGUCAAGGCUCACGAAGGAGUGUCAAGGCCUACGAAGGAGUGUCAAGGCCUACGAAGGAGUGUCAAGGCUCACGAAGGAGUGUUAAGGCUCACGAAGGAGUGUCAAGGCCUACGAAGGAGUGUCAAGGCUCACGAAGGAGUGUCAAGGCCUACGAAGGAGUGUCAAGGCUCACGAAGGAGUGUCAAGGCCUACGAAGGAGUGUCAAGGCUCACGAAGGAGUGUCAAGGCUCACGAAGGAGUGUCAAGGCCUACGAAGGAGUGUCAAGGCUCACGAAGGAGUGUCAAGGCUCACGAAGGAGUGUCAAGGCCUACGAAGGAGUGUCAAGGCUCACGAAGGAGUGUCAAGGCUCACGAAGGAGUGUCAAGGCUCACGAAGGAGCGUCAAGGCCUACGCAGGAGUGUCAAGGCUCACGAAGGAGUGUCAAGGCUCACGAAGGAGUGUCAAGGCUCACGAAGGAGUGUCAAGGCUCACGAAGGAGUGUCAAGGCCUACGAAGGAGUGUCAAGGCUCACGAAGGAGUGUCAAGGCCUACGAAGGAGUGUCAAGGCUCACGAAGGAGUGUCAAGGCUCACGAAGGAGUGUCAAGGCUCACGAAGGAGUGUCAAGGCCUACGAAGGAGUGUCAAGGCUCACGAAGGAGUGUCAAGGGUCACGAAGGAGUGUCAAGGCUCACGAAGGAGUGUCAAGGCCUACGAAGGAGUGUCAAGGCUCACGAAGGAGUGUCAAGGCCUACGAAGGAGUGUCAAGGCUCACGAAGGAGUGUCAAGGCCUACGAAGGAGUGUCAAGGCUCACGAAGGAGUGUCAAGGCCUACGAAGGAGAGUCAAGGCUCACGAAGGAGUGUCAAGGCUCACGAAGGAGUGUCAAGGCCUACGAAGGAGAGUCAAGGCCUACGAAGGAGUGUCAAGGCUCACGAAGGAGUGUCAAGGCCUACGAAGGAGUGUCAAGGCUCACGAAGGAGUGUCAAGGCCUACGAAGGAGUGUCAAGGCUCACGAAGGAGAGUCAAGGCUCACGAAGGAGUGUCAAGGCUCACGAAGGAGUGUCAAGGCCUACGAAGGAGUGUCAAGGCUCACGAAAGAGUGUCAAGGCCUACGAAGGAGUGUCAAGGCUCACGAAGGAGUAUCAAGGCUCACGAAAGAGUGUCAAGGCUCACGAAGGAGUGUCAAGGCUCACGAAGGAGUGUCAAGGCUCACGAAGGAGUGUCAAGGCUCACGAAGGAGUGUCAAGGCUCACGAAGGAGUGCCAAGGCCUACGAAGGAGUGUCAAGGCUCACGAAAGUGUCAAGGCCUACGAAGGAGUGUCAAGGCCUACGAAGGAGUGUCAAGGCUCACGAAGGAGUGUCAAGGCCUACGAAGGAGUGUCAAGGCCUACGAAGGAGUGUCAAGGCUCGCGAAGGAGUGUUAAGGCUCACGAAGGAGUGUCAAGGCCUACGAAGGAGUGUCAAGGCUCACGAAGGAUUGUCAAGGCUCACGAAGGAGUGUCAAGGCCUACGAAGGAGUGUCAAGGCUCACGAAGGAGUGUCAAGGCCUACGAAGGAGUGCCAAGGCUCACGAGGAGUGUCAAGGCCUACGAAGGAGUGUUAAGGCUCACGAAGGAGUGUCAAGGCCUACGAAGGAGUGUCAAGGCCUACGAAGGAGUGUCAAGGCCUACGAAGGAGUGUCAAGGCUCACGAAGGAGUGUCAAGGCCUACGAAGGAGUGUCAAGGCCUACGAAGGAGUGUCAAGGCUCGCGAAGGAGUGUUAAGGCUCACGAAGGAGUGUCAAGGCCUACGAAGGAGUGUCAAGGGUCACGAAGGAGUGUCAAGGCUCACGAAGGAGUGUCAAGGCCUACGAAGGAGUGUCAAGGCUCACGAAGGAGUGUCAAGGCCUACGAAGGAGUGUCAAGGCUCACGAAGGAGUGUCAAGGCUCACGAAGGAGUGUCAAGGCUCACGAAGGAGUGUCAAGGCUCACGAAGGAGUGUCAAGACCUACGAAGGAGUGUCAAGGCCUACGAAGGAGUGCCUACGAAGGAGUGUCAAGGGUCACGAAGGAGUGUCAAGGCUCACGAAGGAGUGUCAAGGCCUACGAAGGAGUGUCAAGGCUCACGAAGGAGUGUCAAGGCCUACGAAGGAGUGUCAAGGCUCACGAAGGAGUGUCAAGGCUCACGAAGGAGUGUCAAGGCUCACGAAGGAGUGUCAAGGCUCACGAAGGAGUGUCAAGGCCUACGAAGGAGUGUCAAGGCUCACGAAGGAGUGUCAAGGCUCACGAAGGAGUGUCAAGGCCUACGAAGGAGUGUCAAGGCUCACGAAGGAGUGUCAAGGCUCACGAAGGAGUGUCAAGGCCUACGAAGGAGUGUCAAGGCCUACGAAGGAGUGUCAAGGCUCACGAAGGAGUGUCAAGGCCUAAGAAGGAGAGUCAAGGCCUACGAAGGAGUGUCAAGGCUCACGAAGGAGUGUCAAGGCCUACGAAGGGGUGUCAAGGCUCACGAAGGAGUGUCAAGGCCUACGAAGGAGUGUCAAGGCUCACGAAGGAGUGUCAAGGCUCACGAAGGAGUGUCAAUGCUCACGAAAGAGUGUCAAGGCUCACGAAAGAGUGUCAAGGCCUACGAAGGAGAGUCAAGGCCUACGAAGGAGUGUCAAGGCUCACGAAGGAGUGUCAAGGCCUACGAAGGAGUGUCAAGGCUCACGAAGGAGUGUCAAGGCCUACGAAGGAGUGUCAAGGCUCACGAAGGAGUGUCAAGGCCUACGAAGGAGUGUCAAGGCUCACGAAGGAGUGUCAAGGCCUACGAAGGAGUGUCAAGGCCUACGAAGGAGUGUCAAGGCUCACGAAGGAGUGUCAAGGCUCACGAAGGAGUGUCAAUGCUCACGAAAGAGUGUCAAGGCCUACGAAGGAGUGUCAAGGCUCACGAAGGAGUGUCAAGGCCUACGAAGGAGUGUCAAGGCUCACGAAGGAGUGUCAAGGCCUACGAAGGAGUGUCAAGGCUCACGAAGGAGUGUCAAGGCCUACGAAGGAGUGUCAAGGCUCACGAAGGAGUGUCAAGGCCUACGAAGGAGUGUCAAGGCUCACGAAGGAGUGUCAAGGCCUACGAAGGAGUGUCAAGGCUCACGAAGGAGUGUCAAGGCUCACGAAGGAGUGUCAAGGCCUACGAAGGAGAGUCAAGGCCUACGAAGGAGUGUCAAGGCUCACGAAGGAGUGUCAAGGCCUACGAAGGAGUGUCAAGGCUCACGAAGGAGUGUCAAGGCCUACGAAGGAGUGUCAAGGCCUACGAAGGAGUGUCAAGGCUCACGAAGGAGUGUCAAGGCCUACAAAGGAGUGUCAAGGCUCACGAAGGAGUGUCAAGGCCUACGAAGGAGUGUCAAGGCUCACGAAGGAGUGUCAAGGCUCACGAAGGAGUGUCAAGGCUCACGAAAGAGUGUCAAGGCCUACGAAGGAGAGUCAAGGCCUACGAAGGAGUGUCAAGGCUCACGAAGGAGUGUCAAGGCCUACGAAGGAGUGUCAAGGCUCACGAAGGAGUGUCAAGGCCUACGAAGGAGUGUCAAGGCUCACGAAGGAGUGUCAAGGCCUACGAAGGAGUGUCAAGGCCUACGAAGGAGUGUCAAGGCUCACGAAGGAGUGUUAAGGCUCACGAAGGAGUGUCAAGGCCUACGAAGGAGUGUCAAGGCUCACGAAGGAGUGUCAAGGCCUACGAAGGAGUGUCAAGGCUCACGAAGGAGUGUCAAGGCCUACGAAGGAGUGUCAAGGCUCACGAAGGAGUGUCAAGGCUCACGAAGGAGUGUCAAGGCCUACGAAGGAGUGUCAAGGCUCACGAAGGAGUGUCAAGGCUCACGAAGGAGUGUCAAGGCCUACGAAGGAGUGUCAAGGCUCACGAAGGAGUGUCAAGGCUCACGAAGGAGUGUCAAGGCUCACGAAGGAGCGUCAAGGCCUACGCAGGAGUGUCAAGGCUCACGAAGGAGUGUCAAGGCUCACGAAGGAGUGUCAAGGCUCACGAAGGAGUGUCAAGGCUCACGAAGGAGUGUCAAGGCUCACGAAGGAGUGUCAAGGCUCACGAAGGAGUGUCAAGGCUCACGAAAGAGUGUCAAGGCCUACGAAGGAGAGUCAAGGCCUACGAAGGAGUGUCAAGGCUCACGAAGGAGUGUCAAGGCCUACGAAGGAGUGUCAAGGCUCACGAAGGAGUGUCAAGGCCUACGAAGGAGUGUCAAGGCUCACGAAGGAGUGUCAAGGCCUACGAAGGAGUGUCAAGGCCUACGAAGGAGUGUCAAGGCUCACGAAGGAGUGUUAAGGCUCACGAAGGAGUGUCAAGGCCUACGAAGGAGUGUCAAGGCUCACGAAGGAGUGUCAAGGCCUACGAAGGAGUGUCAAGGCUCACGAAGGAGUGUCAAGGCCUACGAAGGAGUGUCAAGGCUCACGAAGGAGUGUCAAGGCUCACGAAGGAGUGUCAAGGCCUACGAAGGAGUGUCAAGGCUUACGAAGGAGUGUCAAGGCUCACGAAGGAGUGUCAAGGCCUACGAAGGAGUGUCAAGGCUCACGAAGGAGUGUCAAGGCUCACGAAGGAGUGUCAAGGCUCACGAAGGAGCGUCAAGGCCUACGCAGGAGUGUCAAGGCUCACGAAGGAGUGUCAAGGCUCACGAAGGAGUGUCAAGGCUCACGAAGGAGUGUCAAGGCUCACGAAGGAGUGUCAAGGCCUACGAAGGAGUGUCAAGGCUCACGAAGGAGUGUCAAGGCCUACGAAGGAGUGUCAAGGCUCACGAAGGAGUGUCAAGGCUCACGAAGGAGUGUCAAGGCUCACGAAGGAGUGUCAAGGCCUACGAAGGAGUGUCAAGGCUCACGAAGGAGUGUCAAGGGUCACGAAGGAGUGUCAAGGCUCACGAAGGAGUGUCAAGGCCUACGAAGGAGUGUCAAGGCUCACGAAGGAGUGUCAAGGCCUACGAAGGAGUGUCAAGGCUCACGAAGGAGUGUCAAGGCCUACGAAGGAGUGUCAAGGCUCACGAAGGAGUGUCAAGGCCUACGAAGGAGAGUCAAGGCUCACGAAGGAGUGUCAAGGCUCACGAAGGAGUGUCAAGGCCUACGAAGGAGAGUCAAGGCCUACGAAGGAGUGUCAAGGCUCACGAAGGAGUGUCAAGGCCUACGAAGGAGUGUCAAGGCUCACGAAGGAGUGUCAAGGCCUACGAAGGAGUGUCAAGGCUCACGAAGGAGAGUCAAGGCUCACGAAGGAGUGUCAAGGCUCACGAAGGAGUGUCAAGGCCUACGAAGGAGUGUCAAGGCUCACGAAAGAGUGUCAAGGCCUACGAAGGAGUGUCAAGGCUCACGAAGGAGUGUCAAGGCUCACGAAAGAGUGUCAAGGCUCACGAAGGAGUGUCAAGGCUCACGAAGGAGUGUCAAGGCUCACGAAGGAGUGUCAAGGCUCACGAAGGAGUGUCAAGGCUCACGAAGGAGUGCCAAGGCCUACGAAGGAGUGUCAAGGCUCACGAAAGUGUCAAGGCCUACGAAGGAGUGUCAAGGCCUACGAAGGAGUGUCAAGGCUCACGAAGGAGUGUCAAGGCCUACGAAGGAGUGUCAAGGCCUACGAAGGAGUGUCAAGGCUCGCGAAGGAGUGUCAAGGCUCACGAAGGAGUGUCAAGGCCUACGAAGGAGUGUCAAGGCUCACGAAGGAGUGUCAAGGCUCACGAAGGAGUGUCAAGGCCUACGAAGGAGUGUCAAGGCUCACGAAGGAGUGUCAAGGCCUACGAAGGAGUGCCAAGGCUCACGAGGAGUGUCAAGGCCUACGAAGGAGUGUUAAGGCUCACGAAGGAGUGUCAAGGCCUACGAAGGAGUGUCAAGGCCUACGAAGGAGUGUCAAGGCUCACGAAGGAGUGUUAAGGCUCACGAUGGAGUGUCAAGACCUUCGAAGGAGUGUCAAGGCUCACGAAGGAGUGUCAAGGCUCACAAAGGAGUGUCAAGGCCUACGAAGGAGUGUCAAGGCUCACGAAGGAGUGUCAAGGCCUACGAAGGAGUGUCAAGGCUCACGAAGGAGUGUCAAGGCCUACGAAGGAGUGUCAAGGCUCACGAAGGAGUGUCAAGGCCUACGAAGGAGUGUCAAGGCUCACGAAGGAGUGUCAAGGCUCACGAAGGAGUGUCAAGGCCUACGAAGGAGAGUCAAGGCCUACGAAGGAGUGUCAAGGCUCACGAAGGAGUGUCAAGGCCUACGAAGGAGUGUCAAGGCUCACGAAGGAGUGUCAAGGCCUACGAAGGAGUGUCAAGGCUCACGAAGGAGUGUCAAGGCUCACGAAGGAGUGUCAAAGCUCACGAAGGAGUGUCAAGGCCUACGAAAAAGUGUCAAGGCUCACGAAAGAGUGUCAAGGCCUACGAAGGAGUGUCAAGGCUCACGAAGGAGUGUCAAGGCCUACGAAGGAGUGUCAAGGCUCACGAAGGAGUGUCAAGGCUCACGAAGGAGUGUCAAGGCUCACGAAGGAGUGUCAAGGCCUACGAAGGAGUGUCAAGGCUCACGAAGGAGUGUCAAGGCCUACGAAGGAGUGUCAAGGCUCACGAAGGAGUGUCAAGGCUCACGAAGGAGUGUCAAGGCCUACGAAGGAGUGUCAAGGCUUACGAAGGAGUGUCAAGGCUCACGAAGGAGUGUCAAGGCCUACGAAGGAGUGUCAAGGCUCACGAAGGAGUGUCAAGGCUCACGAAGGAGUGUCAAGGCUCACGAAGGAGCGUCAAGGCCUACGCAGGAGUGUCAAGGCUCACGAAGGAGUGUCAAGGCUCACGAAGGAGUGUCAAGGCUCACGAAGGAGUGUCAAGGCUCACGAAGGAGUGUCAAGGCCUACGAAGGAGUGUCAAGGCUCACGAAGGAGUGUCAAGGCCUACGAAGGAGUGUCAAGGCUCACGAAGGAGUGUCAAGGCUCACGAAGGAGUGUCAAGGCUCACGAAGGAGUGUCAAGGCCUACGAAGGAGUGUCAAGGCUCACGAAGGAGUGUCAAGGGUCACGAAGGAGUGUCAAGGCUCACGAAGGAGUGUCAAGGCCUACGAAGGAGUGUCAAGGCUCACGAAGGAGUGUCAAGGCCUACGAAGGAGUGUCAAGGCUCACGAAGGAGUGUCAAGGCCUACGAAGGAGUGUCAAGGCUCACGAAGGAGUGUCAAGGCCUACGAAGGAGAGUCAAGGCUCACGAAGGAGUGUCAAGGCUCACGAAGGAGUGUCAAGGCCUACGAAGGAGAGUCAAGGCCUACGAAGGAGUGUCAAGGCUCACGAAGGAGUGUCAAGGCCUACGAAGGAGUGUCAAGGCUCACGAAGGAGUGUCAAGGCCUACGAAGGAGUGUCAAGGCUCACGAAGGAGAGUCAAGGCUCACGAAGGAGUGUCAAGGCUCACGAAGGAGUGUCAAGGCCUACGAAGGAGUGUCAAGGCUCACGAAAGAGUGUCAAGGCCUACGAAGGAGUGUCAAGGCUCACGAAGGAGUGUCAAGGCUCACGAAAGAGUGUCAAGGCUCACGAAGGAGUGUCAAGGCUCACGAAGGAGUGUCAAGGCUCACGAAGGAGUGUCAAGGCUCACGAAGGAGUGUCAAGGCUCACGAAGGAGUGCCAAGGCCUACGAAGGAGUGUCAAGGCUCACGAAAGUGUCAAGGCCUACGAAGGAGUGUCAAGGCCUACGAAGGAGUGUCAAGGCUCACGAAGGAGUGUCAAGGCCUACGAAGGAGUGUCAAGGCCUACGAAGGAGUGUCAAGGCUCGCGAAGGAGUGUCAAGGCUCACGAAGGAGUGUCAAGGCCUACGAAGGAGUGUCAAGGCUCACGAAGGAGUGUCAAGGCUCACGAAGGAGUGUCAAGGCCUACGAAGGAGUGUCAAGGCUCACGAAGGAGUGUCAAGGCCUACGAAGGAGUGCCAAGGCUCACGAGGAGUGUCAAGGCCUACGAAGGAGUGUUAAGGCUCACGAAGGAGUGUCAAGGCCUACGAAGGAGUGUCAAGGCCUACGAAGGAGUGUCAAGGCUCACGAAGGAGUGUUAA